Molecule: messenger RNA, 2825 nt
Organism: Oncorhynchus nerka (sockeye salmon)
Lineage: Eukaryota; Metazoa; Chordata; Actinopteri; Salmoniformes; Salmonidae
Product: hypermethylated in cancer 2 protein
Exons: 2
Coding region: 128-1870 (580 amino acids)
Biological process (GO): regulation of transcription by RNA polymerase II
Cellular component (GO): nucleus
Molecular function (GO): protein binding; DNA-binding transcription factor activity, RNA polymerase II-specific
Source: RefSeq, a predicted model, not a curated record
CGUCACAAGCUUGCAACAUGGCGUCCCGAAGGCUGUGAGAUGAGCAAGAGGAUGGUACAUUGAGAACGAUUCUACCGAUGUAAAAAGGUGUUGCUUGUGUAGGAAGAGAGAGAAAAGGAAGGUGGAAAUGGAACUGCCAAAUCAUGCCAAACAAAUACUACUGCAACUCAACCAGCAGAGGGCUAAGGGCUUCCUGUGUGACGUCAUCAUCGUGGUGGAGAACGCUCUGUUCCGAGCCCACAAGAACAUCCUAGCAGCCAGCAGUAUCUACUUCAAGUCCCUGGUUCUCCACGACAACCUUAUCAACCUGGACACAGAGAUGGUGAAUCCCUCUGUUUUCCGACAAGUCCUGGACUUCAUCUACACGGGGAAGCUCCUGUCCUCAUUGGACCAGAGUAAUGAGCAGAACUACAGUGCCCUCUUGACCGCAGCCAGCUACCUCCAGCUCCAUGACCUCGCCGCGCUGUGCAGGAAGAAGCUCAAGCGAAGCGGUGGCAAGCCUCUGCCGGGUAAACUCUCCACAUCGGGUCCGCUCAGCCGACUGCGCCACAACAACGAGCGCCUCUCGUCCUCCGCCCUCACCGCCUCCCACAACCACUACGUCCUCGCCCCCUCUGACGCAGACCAGCCACAGCCCGAUGACGGCCUCGGGGACAAGCUCUCGGAUGAUGAGAUGUUCAUCGGGAGCACCGCCGUGAAGAAUGGGACCUGCGGGAGUGGUAGUAAUGGAAACCUCAGUAACGGUUUGAGCGGCAGGGAGACAGAUCUCGGGCUGGACCUGUCCAAGAAGAGCCUUCCAUCGGCGUGUACCACAACAGACGCACUCAGCCCUCACAGCAACUCACAGGGUUCCCCUCAAUCUGCCUCAGUAUCCACAACCAACAGUGCCUCACUGGAUGAUUCCACCAUCACUCUGCCCGGUCUGGACACCACCGGCCCAGAGCCCAUGGAGCUCAUGCCCACCCCCAAAGCCCCUGAAGACAGUCAGGCCCAUCCAGACGCUCCCCUGCCUCGCAAGAGCUCCCGCCAGGUAGCCCGCAAAAAGGAGUGGCCCAAGAGAGAGGCCUCUGGCCUGAAGGCUGAGGAUCGUGACCCGCCCCUGGUCAAUGGUGUGAUCGUGGGACCUAAAGAGGGCCGCUCAUCCAGGGGUGUAGGCAGGGACAGCAGGUGCAGCUUUCCCUCAGACCAGUCCUUCCAGUGUAAAGAGGAGGAGGAAGGAGGGGAGAAUGGGCAGGAGCACAGUGACCAGAGCGGGCAUAGUGAUGGAGAGAGUGGAGGAGGAGGGCACCACAGCGCCAACUAUGUGUACCGGCAGGAAGGGUUUGAGCCAGCGUUUGGGGACAACUUGUAUGUGUGCAUCCCCUGUGGGAAGGGCUUUCCCAGCUCGGAGCAGCUUAACGCCCAUGUGGAGACACACACAGAGGACGAGCUCUACAUCAAAGAGGAGGGAGGGGCCUUUGUGAAAGAGGAAGAGGCUGAGGACCUCUCGGCCCCCGUGGCUCCCACCACAUUCGGCAUCUCCGAGCCACGGCCCUUCAAGUGCACCGUAUGCAGUAAGAGCUACAAAGACCCGGCGACCCUGAGACAGCACGAGAAGAGCCACUGGCUGACCCGACCCUUCCCAUGUAACAUCUGCGGGAAGAUGUUCACCCAGAGAGGCACUAUGACGCGCCACAUGCGGAGCCACCUGGGCCUGAAACCGUUUGCUUGCGAUGAGUGUGGCAUGCGCUUCACACGCCAGUACCGCCUGACGGAGCACAUGCGCGUCCACUCGGGAGAGAAGCCGUACGAAUGCCAGUUGUGCGGUGGAAAGUUCACCCAGCAACGCAACCUCAUCAGCCACCUGAGAAUGCACACCUCACCCUCCUAAAACACAACAUCAAGCCAAAGAAUGCUUUUUCAUUUUUUUCCCCACCUCACAACUAAACAAAUGCACAUGUACACUCAUGCAGAAACACAGGUACACACUCUCUCUCUCACACACACACGUAAACAUAGAUUUCUAUACACAACCACCUGGCUUAGUGUGUGUAGUUGUUGUCCAGAGUCAGCAUGUGGCAGGAUGGUCAUGGAAAACAACCCCACCACCUCUGGAAGUCUAGACGGGCAGUGUACCUCCCCUUCCCCCUCUCUCUCUGAAGUCACCUAUGGUGGAUGUAAGGGCAUGGACCGGUGGUUGUCUCUCUUAUAUCUUGUAAAUGUGAAUGGGGUACUGUUGUAACCUCAGGCCCACCUCAUGCCUCUCAUACACCCUCAACACCUUUACUUGGGAGUAUUUAGGCCUUUGACUUUUUCAAACUGAUCCCUUCUGGGGGUAUUCAGGGUUCCCUCUAUACUCCAACCUCAUUAGUCAAACAACUACGCCAUUCCUCCUUUUAAUUUAGACAGGUCUAAUAUUAUUCACUCUGUCAAUGAUGUACACUACAGGCAAUAAUUUCAAAGAAUGUGUUUUUGUUGUAACCAAACAGCAGCUACUGUAUAUGUCCAAUGCUAAUGUGAGUGAACCUGAAGAUAGUGGGGAUGUCUGCAUUCGGGUGGAGGGAUGUUGUUGGUCAUAUCCAUGCUUUACCUAAAAGUUUGAUGUCUGAGUUUCCAGAUGAGGGGCUCAAUUUCAUUUACUCCAGACACACACUGACCUUAAAGUCUCCACUCUACAGCUGGUCUCUGAGUAAGAGAAAGAGGGGAGGUGGGGUUAGUCAUUUUGCCCAUGAAAGCUCAUCCUGGGAUAACAACAAAACUAAAUGGAGGUACUUGUUUUACUGAAAGAACCUGUAAUGUUUCUGUGAAUGUUUAAACUGGAAGGUCUUCGGAUGUUUCUUCUUGGG